This is a messenger RNA of Trifolium pratense (red clover), 794 nucleotides long. RefSeq names its product 60S ribosomal protein L19-3-like. The transcript has 4 exons. NCBI's taxonomy places the organism in Eukaryota, Viridiplantae, Streptophyta, Magnoliopsida, Fabales, Fabaceae. Gene Ontology annotation, cellular component: cytosolic large ribosomal subunit; ribosome. Gene Ontology annotation, molecular function: RNA binding; structural constituent of ribosome. The record is from RefSeq and is a predicted model, not a curated record. Gene Ontology annotation, biological process: translation. The coding region runs from base 36 to 671 and encodes 211 amino acids.
AUUAGGGUUCUCUUCUCUUCUCUGAGUUCGCAAAAAUGGUUUCGCUGAAACUGCAGAAGAGGCUAUCAGCUAGCGUGUUGAAAUGCGGUAGAGGAAAGGUUUGGCUUGAUCCCAAUGAAGUCAAUGAAAUCUCCAUGGCCAAUUCCAGACAAAACAUUAGGAAGUUGGUUAAGGAUGGGUUUAUUAUUAGGAAGCCAACCAAGAUUCACUCCCGUUCACGUGCUCGGAGGAUGAAGGAAGCUAAGAGGAAGGGACGUCAUUCUGGAUAUGGUAAGCGCAAGGGUACAAGGGAGGCAAGACUUCCUACCAAAAUUCUUUGGAUGAGGAGGAUGCGUGUGCUUAGACGAUUGCUUCGAAAGUACAGGGAGUCAAAGAAAAUUGACAAACACAUGUACCAUGAUAUGUACAUGAAGGUCAAGGGUAAUGUUUUCAAGAACAAGAGAGUCUUGAUGGAGAGCAUUCACAAGAGCAAGGCAGAGAAGGCAAGAGAGAAGACUUUGUCUGACCAGUUUGAGGCAAAGCGUGCAAAGAACAAGGCAAGCAGGGAAAGGAAAUUUGCUCGGCGUGAGGAACGAUUCGCUCAAGGUCCUGGUGAAAAGCAACCUGCACCCACUGCUCCACCUGCCACAACACCCCAACCUGCCCAGGCGCCAAAGAAAACUAAGAAGUGAGCAGCAUAAUCCUGCAGUCUUCUAAAACUGUGUUAUGUGCUAACUAGUCUCAAUUUUUGUCGGUUUAGACUAUGUCUUAUAACUAUAAACUUAUUUCUUGCUAAAUUUAUAUUAUUAUACCUA